AUGUCAGACCAAGAGAAGCAACAGACCCUCGAGGAGGACUACGCGUCCGAGUCCGACGAGGGACAGCCAGAGGAGCAAGAGCAACAAGUCGUGCAGCCGACACCCAAGCAAGGGACACGCACGAUGCAGCGAGCACCGCGCCAGCAACCACAACCGCAACAGCCAUUCCAACAGCAGCUGCAGCAGCAACAGCUGCCCCAGCAGCAACAGAUCAUCCCGGCCGAGGACCGCGUCACGGGCAACAUGGGCGGCCGGUCGGGCGCGAUCCGCGAGUCCCGCAUCAAGGACCGGCCGCAGCCGAAGGAGGAGCGAGACAGCAGCCUGAAGAUCAAGAUCGAGCUGGAUCUGGAAGUCGAGGUAGAUCUCUAUGCCCGUGUGAAGGGAGAUGUGACCAUUGGUCUGAUGUAA
Drepanopeziza brunnea f. sp. 'multigermtubi' MB_m1 is the source of this 408-nucleotide messenger RNA. RefSeq lists its product as uncharacterized. The record is from RefSeq and is a predicted model, not a curated record. Lineage: Eukaryota; Fungi; Ascomycota; Leotiomycetes; Helotiales; Drepanopezizaceae.